This is a messenger RNA of Leptidea sinapis, 448 nucleotides long. RefSeq names its product U6 snRNA-associated Sm-like protein LSm6. The transcript is spliced from 2 exons. Gene Ontology annotation, biological process: maturation of SSU-rRNA; mRNA splicing, via spliceosome. The coding region runs from base 177 to 416 and encodes 79 amino acids. Lineage: Eukaryota; Metazoa; Arthropoda; Insecta; Lepidoptera; Pieridae. Gene Ontology annotation, molecular function: RNA binding. Gene Ontology annotation, cellular component: U4/U6 x U5 tri-snRNP complex; sno(s)RNA-containing ribonucleoprotein complex; U6 snRNP. The record is from RefSeq and is a predicted model, not a curated record.
UGACCCACCAUGUUUGACGUUUAACAAUAAUAACAAAAACAUUUAUCAUUAUUAUAACGGCUUAAUUAUUUGCGCUGUUGCAUUAGGAAAUUGAAAUACAAAACUGAAAAAUUUAUAAAACAAACCUAUAUUUUAUUACACAGUUGCAAGUGUUAAAUUCGUUGGCUGCUUGAAAAAUGAGCCGCAAAGAAGCACUUUCCUCGUUCAUUCAGCAAAUCCAUGGUCGUCCUGUAGUUGUAAAAUUAAACAGUGGUGUUGACUACAGAGGUGUUUUAGCAUGUCUUGAUGGAUACAUGAACAUAGCUCUAGAACAUACAGAAGAAUAUGUUAAUGGACAGUUAAAGAAUAAAUAUGGUGAUGCUUUUAUUAGAGGAAAUAAUGUAUUAUAUAUAAGCACUUCAAAAAGGAGAAUUUAAGAUAUUGUAAUACAGAAUUAUAUUAAUAAAAA